Messenger RNA from Tetranychus urticae (two-spotted spider mite), 2116 nucleotides. The record is from RefSeq and is a predicted model, not a curated record. NCBI's taxonomy places the organism in Eukaryota, Metazoa, Arthropoda, Arachnida, Trombidiformes, Tetranychidae.
CGGGAAACAACAGUGAAUCAAAUAAACAACUUAAUAAUUGAUGUAUUUGUUGAUUAUGAAAACUAUUUUCAAUUCAUUUAAUUUACGAUUUGAGACUUUCAUCUGUUCAUAAUGAACAUUUAUCGUUAAAUUUAAACAUUAGAUAUGCCCAAUCAAUCGGAUUUUAUAAACAAGAUAGCCCUCUACUUGGUUUUGUCACCUUUUUUCGUAUUCUCUUCAUAGCCCAGUGAAGCUACAAUUUAAUCGGAUAUCAGCAUUAUAUCGCAUGUUUACCAGGUAAUCCAGCAUUGCACUCGAUAAAGAAACAGAAGAGGCGUCACAUUCAGAAUGUUUUCAAUUCAUUUCUACUGAAUCUUUUUUCUCACUAUUUUGAUUACAACUCCGGCGUAGUCAAUAUAAAUGAAUUGAACGAUAUCUCUGAUCCUUUCUGGUAUAUAAUCAAAUACAUUCACCAUUCACCAUUACAACUUUCUAUGUUCUCAAGCCUUUGCCUUUUCCAAAAGCAAUAACAAUGCGGAUAAUAGCAUAACUGUUACAAGGAAGCUGAUUAAUCCUGAUUUGACCGUUAUACAGUCUACAUUUUCUGCACCAUAUUUCUUUCAAUCUAGUUGAACAUUUGCCUGAUAUCUCCAACAUACACACAGCCAUUGUUCAAGAGAACCCUGUUUGCUGUUGAAUCACUAUUCUUGAUCUUGACCAGUAUUACGUGUAACAUACAAAUUUUUCUAGUUCAACUAUCCAUCAGUCAAGCUCAAAUUUUAUUUUGCCUAUUUAAGCUAUCGUAUUCGAAAAGCGUUCUUUCUGCUUUGAAUCAAAAUGAUGGAAUUAGAAGAGAUAUCAUCCUUGCAAUUAGAAUUCCAAUGGCUACUCAAUGAGGAAGUCAACGUCAUUCUUUCUCAGCUCAAACAAUUGAUUUUGGAAUGUUCUCGCAGAUUUUCAUAUGAAGUUGAAGGGUUUACCUCGCUUAUUAAGGCUGAAAAAUUCGCAUUGAUGAGUACGAACGCUUCUCAUGCUGACAAGUUGAAAAUUUUUGCCACUAUUAUGGCAGACGAUAUCACAGCAGCGGAUAUCAACAUUAGACUGCCAAAACACACAGCCUCUAGUCUGAGAUUUUUUAUUCAAAAUGACUGUCAAUGGAAGCUUCAUCAAAUUCAAGACGCUGCUAAUCAUCUCGCUGCAGCACUUUCACUUCUUUCUUCGCCUCCACCUCCACUGAGAUUUGUUGAAUCUGAAAAUAAAUUCGAUUUUCGUUCUGCUGAAGAAGUUAUUCAGAUGAUCAAUAACAUCAUGAGUUAUCUGCAAAAGGGGAGAAAUUCUCUGAUUGUUCCUAAAACUAAGACGAUUGACGAGCUUCGAAAUAGUCGUAAUACGAAAGCGCUUCAACCUUCCAUUCCAAAUGAUCUGGCUGUUAGUUUUUACAUCCAAUCGCAUAAACUAGUCUGUGCAAUUUAUCAUCAGAUUAAAGAUGCUCAUGGAAAUUUAAAAUUAGACAUGUAUCAAGCUGAAGCUUCCAUUCCAUGGUUGAGCGAAGUCCUUGUCCUGUUUACAGUCGCUCUCCAAUUUUGCCAACAACUUAAGGACAAAGUCUCCGUUUUUGCGCAAUAUAAGCAAAUGCAAGUCAAAGCCAUGCCAUGAAUCAAGUUUCAUUGUUUUUGGAUUGUUUCAAUGCGUUUGUUUGCCUCUAAUUUUGAUCUAUAAUUUUUGUCUUAAUCAUUUUUACCGGUCAUUAUGCUUCUUUCCGAAUCUUUACAAUUGUAUGAAAUUGGUUUGAUAUAUUUAAACUUCUAUUUAGCAAUAGAAAGGAGGAUAAAAUCUCAAUGUUUGAGUGAUUAUUGAUUAGCUAAGCAAAAAUAGCUGGUUGAUGGAUUGCUGAAAUUUUUUAAAUCAAUAUUUGAAAUUUUGUGUCAUUUCUAUCAACUAUAAUUAGAAACUGGAUGCUUCUUUCUAUUAACCAGUUCUUGGUUUUUUCCUCUACACAAUAAUGUAUCUGAAUCGAUUGGUCAAACCUGGAUUUAUAAAAAAAAUUAACUUAUUGCAAUAAUUAAUACAUAGUAAUGUAAAAAAUAAUUCACUGGCCAUAAACCGAAUAAAAUAAUGAUAACAACCAUCUAAAUUU